Messenger RNA from Gastrolobium bilobum, 898 nucleotides. Its product is annotated as extensin-like. Gene Ontology annotation, biological process: plant-type cell wall organization. Gene Ontology annotation, molecular function: structural constituent of cell wall. The transcript has a single exon. Bases 228 to 704 code for a protein of 158 amino acids. The record is from RefSeq and is a predicted model, not a curated record. NCBI's taxonomy places the organism in Eukaryota, Viridiplantae, Streptophyta, Magnoliopsida, Fabales, Fabaceae.
CUCACUCCAAUUAAUUACCCCCAACACCAAAGGCUCUAUUGCCCAUAGUUUACAUUUUUUCAUGUGCCUAAUAACGUAAGAAAUCCUUUACCACCAUCCCCUUGUUCUUCUUCAUCUAAUCCUCUCCUAUCCAAACUCUUCAAUCUUUCACACAAAAAACUUUAUUUAACACCCACAUAUAUAACAUAUAUCACACAUCCUCAUCCCCAUCAAAAUCAGCACCCCCCAUGUCAAUAAAAAGUCAUCAAAGUAAAGCACCAAUGAUCCUCAAUUUGAUCCUUGUGCUUUUUUGUGUCACUGCUCCAAUCAAAGGUGGUGUGGAAUCAAGAAAGCUUGAUGAAACCACAGUACCUACCACAAACGGUGAAGAGAAGUGCAUACCAUGUGGUUACACCUCACCACCACCAACACCAGAAAUAGUGUAUCUAUCGCCACCGCCACCGUCGUCAUCACCACCACCGCCAGUAGUGUACCAAUCACCACCGCCACCGUUACUAAUAUACCCUUCACCACCGCCACCUUCACCAAAGAAACCACCAUCAGGGUAUUGCCCUCCACCACCUCCAUCAUCUUACAUAUACAUAACUGGGCCUCCAGGAAACUUGUAUCCCGUUGAUGAGAAUUUCAGUGGAGCUAGCCACCGGAAUUUCGCCACGUUCUUGCCACUUUUUGCUUGCUUCUUGAGCCUGCUGGCCUUUUGGUGAUUAGCUUGUGAAGAAAAGUAAUUGAAACCAUUCAGGUAUUGAUCAUAAGGUUGUACAAGAAUUUUCAUGGAUUAUGGUUAUAGUUAAGAAUACCAAGAUCUUACAUAAGGUAAGGGGGUAAUUAGUGUUUAACAUGUUCCGUUAUUCCUUGUUAAUUUGUGAUUCCAAUUUGUUGAAUAAUAGAAAUCUUCCUU